Molecule: messenger RNA, 2100 nt
Organism: Patella vulgata (common limpet)
Lineage: Eukaryota; Metazoa; Mollusca; Gastropoda; Patellidae
Product: neuropeptide prohormone-4
Exons: 5
Coding region: 320-904 (194 amino acids)
Molecular function (GO): protein binding
Source: RefSeq, a predicted model, not a curated record
GUCUGUAAUUUAUGUCUCUCACGUGGGCGCUGCCACGAAAGACAUGCGCGAGUGACGAGGACGUCGUCUCAUCUCAUCAUCAUAUAUAGAUAAACCAAGUCUCUUCAAUUCUCGUGAACACCGUUACUCGCGCUGCCCAGCAUCUCCCUAUUCAAUUCUAGUAAAGGAAUUCCAGAACCAAAAACGAAGAAACAAGCAGCGUGUAGUAGUUGGACUGUGAAAUUAAGACUCGGAAAACGGAGUGUGGAAAGAAAGCAGUGAUAUUUAUUUAUUUAUUUUUCUUUUUUUUCAAAAAUACGGGACUUGCAGAAUUUGAGAGAUGUCAUUGACUUGUAGAAUAGAAUUGGCCGUAGCAGUAGCAGUUGUUAUUUGCACGUGUGCGUGUGGGUUGAAAAUCGACUUUUCCAGACUAUCACAUCACAGACGUUCAUAUAUACCACAGAAAAGAGGAUCAGAAUGUACAGGUAACCCAUGUCCCGCCGAUAAACCAUUUUUAUGUAAAUCAUCACCUACAUGUAUUGCUCUCAAAUAUGUUUGUGAUAACACAUUCGACUGUGAAGAUGGUUUUGAUGAAGAAAAAGCUCUUUGUACAGCAGCAUCAAGACCGUCAGUUGAACAGUUAUUCAAUUUCCUAACAGCUGAAGAACAGUGGAUUAUUCCCAAAUUAUUUGGUGGUGUUGAACCUGAAUUUGCUGCCCAUGGUUUAGCUGUUGCCAGUGAUAUUGAUGAUUUGAGCAUGACUCUCGGACUCACGCCUGAAAAUGUUAAGAACCUGCAUAAAGCAUUCCAAGCUGCAAUGGAAGGAGAUGAGCGACCUUUAUUGGCGAUGAACAUGCCCGAGCGCUCUUGGCACGAAGUACAGUACAUGCUUCAACAGCUACUGGACAGCGGCUUCAAGCUCUGAGAUCACGCGGUACGUGUUGGCUGUAAAAGCUGUGGAUAGAACCAUUAAUCCCACUAGAAUUCCUGCUUUCAUCUAAAUGUAAAACUCCACUAGAAAUCAUCGUUUCUGUUUUAACAAGAAGUUCAGAGUAAAUACUCUCUCCGUUCCAGUCCAGUUCGACAACAUUCAACGAUUAGUAUUAUUUUUUUUUCGUUUCUCGUGUACUUAAGGGACUAUUGGCCUCGCGCCUAUACAAUGACGUCAUGUGAUAGAUGUUGAAGUAGAAUUUAAGCCCUUUCAGAUGCUGCUGUUUGUAAUACUUGUAGUUUCAAAUUAAAUCUUCUUAAUAGCAUAUUGUUUCAUAUAGUAUCUCAAUUAUUCUUUGUCUCAAUUGUAUUACUACGAGUUAUUUUCAUAUCAUAUUGAUUGAAGGUUUUUAAACUGUAUUAACCGUCACUAUUUACUUUAUACGAAGUUCAUAUCGUUCAAAUAGAAUCUUAAGUGUUAUAUUGGCAAUAUCCCGUUCUUUUUACAUUUAAAACUGUUUCCUAGGUGAAAUGAAACAAAAUAAAGAAUUCGGUGUCCUUCAUUCUUCCCAAUAAUAGCCUACGCUUUCGCUUUUGAAGGACAUAACACGCAAUUAGCAAGAAAAUGAAAUUGGGCGAUAAUUCAUUCACACAAGCAAAAGUUACGUCACGCCCGAUGACGUCAAGGUGCUAAAUUUGGCCCAGUAUUGCUGCGAUGGAAGAGAAUUAGCAACAGGGAACAAUUAAUUAUUAAAAGUAAUGUCAAAACAAAAUCCUAUGUAACACUUAUAGUUUCUGGCUAUUUUUACAAGAUAUUUUUGGUGUGUAUGUCAUAUUAUGUAGAUCCUUUUAUGUAAGUUAUUUUUCGGGUUUGGUUUUCUCUUUUAGUAAGUUAUUUCAUAUACCCUAAAAUCAAUAAACUAACGGUUUUCCUUAAUGGCGUUCUCAAGGAGGUAUGUGUCAAUGUAUGUGAUAUAUUAUAUAUAAAUAUAAAUAAAUAUAAAUAUGAUAAUUAUUUAUUUCAAAAUCGAGAAUCAAUUGUUUUAACCCUCAUAGUACCUUCUGACUGUACAUUCAUCAUGACAAAUUAUAAUAAACAUAACAUAGUUUCUUAAUAGCAAGACUUCUUUUGCAUUCUGGAUAAAAAGGGGAGAAUCAGUGUAAAAAAUGAAAUAAAGGAAUUAAACCAAC